This is a messenger RNA of Echinococcus granulosus, 549 nucleotides long. RefSeq names its product Potassium voltage-gated channel subfamily B member 2. The transcript has 4 exons. Lineage: Eukaryota; Metazoa; Platyhelminthes; Cestoda; Cyclophyllidea; Taeniidae. Bases 1 to 549 code for a protein of 182 amino acids. The record is from RefSeq and is a predicted model, not a curated record.
AUGGACCCCUGCUGCUUAAGCAGGUACUAUCAGAAGAAGGAGCAUGUUGAGGAUGAGAUGAAAAAGGUGAACGAGAUUUUUAUGCAGGAGAUGGACGAAGAGUAUUUUGGAAAUGAUAAAUGCGCUGUUUAUCGUAAGAAGUUAUGGGACAUUCUUGAAAAGCCUCAAACUUCUUCAGCCGCUAGAAAAGUGUGUAAAAGAUGGCAUUUAUAUUUGAUAAGUGAUAUGGAGUUCUGCAUGUUAUCAAAGUUAUCGAGGCUCGUUUAUUUUGGGCCUAUGCGUCAAUUUCUUGCUGUGGUAAGCUUAGGACUUUCCGAAAGACGGCUUUUUAUACAUGAUUAUGCAGUGCCUAUUAGUGUUUUAUCGAUGAUAAGAUUAAUUGAAAUAUUUAACAAACUGGAAUUGUUUAAGAUGCACUUUAUCCAUAAUAUAUCAAGAAAUUACCUGCAAACAGUAGUGAAUGCUGAAUUAAUCCAUGAUAUUCCAGCUCUUAUUUGCCGUAUUUUUACACAGUUAAGUGCUUUAGUGCAAUAUAAUGUGACUUUUUAA